AUGAGUGGAACUCAUGAAAAAGGUUCUUUUCGCAAGAGAUUGAAGUUUUGGAGAAGAGAAUCCAAAGAACAUACAAUCUUUGCGCCAUCUAUUGUUAGCCCUUCUAUAGACCAAUCUUCUGCCAUAUCUAGCUCCCGGUUUUCUAUGGGAACAACGAUUCAGGGAGAUCCGCCAUCAUUCGCAGAAGCAGAUGCAGUUAUCACACGAACGGAGAGCAUUGCAAAAGAUGAAGAACCUGCAAUUUCUCUCUGGGACAAAGCAUACGAUGCACUGAAGACAGAACAACCUCAGCUGAUUUCGAACUACGAGGAUCUUCUAUCUCGGGUACUGAUCCAAGACGAGUCGCAAGCUUCCUCCCCUGAUCGCGAAGACGAUGAAAAACAAGUCGAGAACAAAAUACCCCAAAACAACAUAGCUGAACGUCGUGAAAAGCUACUUCGAGUCGCAGAACUCGGCCUAAAACAUGCAAAAGACACGAAAACCAGCACAACCAUUCUGGGACACGAGAUUUUUACAAAAGAACUCGUACCAAAUACAGCCAAAGCCGUUAACUGGGCCUCGACGAUCGUCAAUGACGCCGUACAAGAUGUCCCAUACGGACCGGCCGUCAUGGCCGGUAUCUCGCUCAUUCUACCACUUCUAAGGAACCCUGCAGCUGUGGAAGGUGCCAAUAACGAAGGGCUUGCCUACAUCACCUCGCAAAUACACUUCUACAACGCCAUGGAAACCACCUUACCUGGCUUACAUCCCGCCCUAAGAUUCGAUUUGGCAAAGCGCGUUGAGCAUCUGUAUCAACUCGUUACCGAGUUUGAGCUGGAAAGCGUGCUCAGAUUCUAUCGCACCCGCACGAGAAACUAUUUCACUGCAGUAGUCGACUACUACCAGUGGGAGACAAAGCGCAUUCGGAUUGAAAAAUAUGAGACUGAUUUGCACUUGGAGCUGAGUGACGCUCUGUCGGCUGAAAGCGCGGGAUACCUUAAGAAACUCUGCAAAGAGGCGGAGCAGUCCCGUCAGGAAUUGGCUGAUAUUGCCCAGAGCAUUUUUGAUGUGACACGGCAGAUGGAUCGUCAUUUAUCUGCUGCUGAGAACCGAGAAUGCUUUUCGGCAUUGCAGGCUGGAGAUAUCUCGGCCACGUUUCCAGAUGGUCUCGACGAGCUUUAUGCGCGGGUGAUGACAAGAAUACGGACCGAAGGAAAUGCGCGUCUGUGUUAUCAGGUUCUUGCCGUUGUCUCGCUUGCGCUUCGGCCUCUUACUUUGGCGGAGCUGGUGAAUCUAUUGGAGCUUCCGUCUAGGGCGUGCGAUGAGAAUGCUAUCAAAGGUAUUGUUAGUGAUUGUGGUUCGUUCUUGACUCAAAACGAAGGGAGCACGGUCCAAUUUGUUCAUCAAUCUGCAAAGGAGUUUUUGGUCAAGAAUUUCCGUGAGGAAAUUUAUUCUUCAGAUGAUAGCACUGCUCAUCAGCAAAUCUUUUCUCGGUCGAUGCAAGCAUUGGCGAAGACUUUACGGCGAGAUAUUUACAAUCUGCAAGAUCCUGGCUAUUCAAUCAAUGAAGUGGAAUGCUCUCGUGCUGGCUUGCUGGACUCGGUUAAGUACUCUUGUAUCUAUUGGGUAGAUCAUCUAGUUGUAAGCGGUCCUGGAGAGCAGGAGCUCAAGUUGAUUGACAUGUUUUUGCAACGGGACUAUCUUCAUUGGAUCGAAGCUAUGAGUCUUCUUCGGUGCAUGUCUGUUGGAGUAUCAUCGAUGAUGAGACUUGAAAGAUUCCUCAUGGCACAAAAAGUCCCAGACUCCCUGAUGGAACGAGCUCGCGAUGCUUGUCGGUUCAUAAAGCAUCACAAGUCAACCAUUGAGCAAAGUCCACUUCAAGUCUAUGCCUCUGCCCUGAUAUUCAGUCCAAUCAAAAGCACCACCAGACGCCAAUUUGCAACAGAAGCACCAGACUGGAUUAGCACAAGCCCGCUCAUGGAUGAUAUCUGGGGCGACUGUCUCUUGACUCUUGAAGGUCACAGCGGAUCUGUUCAAUGCGUAGCAUGGGGCCCAAACGAGAGGGUUGCUUCGACAUCUUACGAUGGUACGACGAGGAUAUGGGACAUUUCGACAGGUCUAUGCGAGACCACACUCAAAAGCGAUAGUGGUAUACCCGUUUCCUCAGUGACCUGGCUACAUGACAACAAGCUUGCAACAGUGUCAGCCGAGGGAACGGUCGAAAUAUGGGACACUUGUCCGGCUGAACGUACACUGACACGCAAGAGUGAAAGCAUAUUGCCAACCAAGGCCCAACGCAUCAUCACCCCCGAAGGCCCGCGCAUCCUGAAAACCAAGAGCCACGCAUUCAAUUUCAAAGACUCCCUCGAGUCCUUCGCCACAGCUGCUUGGUCACCCGGGGGCAGACUUGCGCUGGCUACCACGGAUGGCACGAUCCAUACAUGGGAUCCAGCGAGCGAUAGAUGCUCGCCGCCACUCGAAGGCCAUGGAACAAAGGCAUUUUCCAUGGCAUGGUCCAGUGAUGGCGCCAGGCUCGCAUCAGCCUACGAAGACGGAUCCCUCAAGCUCUGGGACAUGAGCAACAGCAGAUGUCUGCAAACAAUUCAUUCUGCCCACGAUAACGUGAUAUACUGCGUUGCGUGGUCAAAAGACAGCUCGAGGCUGGCAUCAGUCUCCACGGAUAAAACCAUCAAGAUCUGGAACACAGAUACAGGCCAGCGCGUCUCGCUGGUCCACGGCCAAACCAAAUGGAUCCGCUCUCUGGCCUGGUCACCAGACAGCAGACUCGCCGGUGCCGACGACGACACAAUCAGGAUAUGGGAACCCGUCACGGGCUGCUGUCUAUCCAAGCUCGAAGGCCACAGCCACCAAGUCUGGUCCCUAUCCUGGACGGCAGAUGGUACGCAGCUUGCAUCAGGCUCGCGCGACGGCUCAGUCAAGAUCUGGGACGUGCCCACGACCAAGCGCGAAAAUACACACACACCCCACAGCCACAACCACAGCCACCCAGCCAACGCAGUAGCCUGGUCCCCAGACCUGACGCGCCUCGCAUCCGCAUCAGACGACCAGUCCAUCAAAAUCUGGAACACAAGCGGCAAAUGCCUCUCAAGCUUGACCGGCCACGCUCACGCCGUAGUGUGCAUCGCCUGGUCGAACGACGGGUCUAAACUUGCUUCUGGCUCGGCGGAUGCCGGCGUCAAGAUCUUGGACACGGCGGCAGGACACUGCGUCGCGUCGCUUGAGGGCCACGUCGGCGUUGUGCGCGCGGUGGCGUGGUGCGCGGAUGACUCCAGACUUGCGUCGGCUGCGGAUGACCAUGCCGUCCGUAUCUGGGAUGCUGGUGCUAAUGGCGGCGAGCCGCUGCUGACGUUGCGGGGCCAUACGGCCUGUGUUGGGACGAUUGCCUGGGCUGAAGAUGGGGCGCGGCUUGCGUCGGCUUCCCGGGAUGGAUCUGUUAGGAUCUGGGAUGUUGUCAAGGGAGAGUGUUUGUCGGAUAUUAGAAGCGAGAAUUUCUUCGCUAGGCCUUUGGCUUGGUCGAGGGAUGGUAGGGUGCUGGUUUACCCGUCUGAUGUCUAUAGAGGCCUUCGGGUUUGGGAUGUGGAUAGUGGGAAAUCCGUGUCGUCGAUACUGGAGUUUCAUCGAGAGAUCUUUUGGGCUGGGUUUGAUCGGUUGCGGACACGUAUUCUGCACACGGAUAUUGGGUCUUUCGAUUUGGAUGCUGGUCUGGUUGCGAGAUCCUUGGAGUCGGGUGUCUCGGUUGAUUCGAGGCCCGUUUUGCCUAUCGGGUAUGGUAUUGAUGAGACUGGGUCGUGGAUUACGUGUCGUGGUGAGAAGCGGCUCAGGUUGCCUUCGGAAUAUAAGAUUGCAUGCUCUGCUAUUCUUCCUGGUAGAAUUGGGAUUGGAUGUGAUUCGGGGCGAGUGUUAAUAUUUGGGGUCUCUGAGGCUUAG
Molecule: messenger RNA, 3927 nt
Organism: Penicillium verhagenii
Lineage: Eukaryota; Fungi; Ascomycota; Eurotiomycetes; Eurotiales; Aspergillaceae
Exons: 4
Coding region: 1-3927 (1308 amino acids)
Molecular function (GO): protein binding
Source: RefSeq, a predicted model, not a curated record